Messenger RNA from Nanorana parkeri, 1579 nucleotides. It is a transcript of the gene GPAT4, whose product is annotated as glycerol-3-phosphate acyltransferase 4. NCBI's taxonomy places the organism in Eukaryota, Metazoa, Chordata, Amphibia, Anura, Dicroglossidae. The record is from RefSeq and is a predicted model, not a curated record. The transcript is spliced from 12 exons. Gene Ontology annotation, cellular component: endoplasmic reticulum. Bases 30 to 1385 code for a protein of 451 amino acids. Gene Ontology annotation, molecular function: glycerol-3-phosphate O-acyltransferase activity. Gene Ontology annotation, biological process: triglyceride biosynthetic process.
UUACGUCCAUUUCUUUUGUCUCCCACACCAUGAGCUCCCUGCUGCCAUUUGACAGCGUGCUGUGUAAUCUGCUGGGCCUGUCUGUUACCCUCUGGUUCACCCUCCUCCUGGUCUUCAUCAUCGUACCUGCCAUCUUCGGGGUUUCCUUCGGCAUCCGCUGGCUGUACAUGAAAACCUUGCUCCGAAUUUUCACGUGGGCCACCUUGCGAAUUGAGAGGGGCGUGAAGGAGAACUGUCAUACCCUGUACAAACCUUUAUCUAAUGGAAUUAUUGCUAAAGACAGCACAUCCCUUGAGAAAGGAAUAUUUGAGAUGCGGGGAAGCGGUCACGAUGGCCCAGAUUUCGAGCUGGCAGAUAUAUUUUACUUCUGUCGGCAAGGCAUGGAGAGCAUCAUGGACGAUGAGGUGACCAAGCGCUUCUCGGCAGAGGAGCUGGAGACGUGGAACCUCCUGAGCAGAACCAACUACAACUUCCAGCAUAUCAGCUUGCGGCUCACUGUGCUGUGGGGGCUGGGCAUGUUGGUCCGCUACACCUUUCUACUGCCACUCAGGAUUGCCUUGGCUAUCACAGGGGUCAGUCUUCUGGUGUUUGGAACUACUGUAGUUGGAUACCUACCAAGUGGCUGGUUUAAGGAGUUCCUCAGUAAACAUAUCCAUCUGAUGUGUUACCGGAUCUGUGUGCGGUUGCUUUACACACAAUAUUUUGUUCUCAAUAGCGAGAAUCGGCCCAGGAAUGGCGGCAUCUGUGUGGCCAAUCACACGUCUCCCAUUGACGUUAUCAUCCUUGCCAGCGAUAGAUAUUACGCCAUGGUGGGACAAGUACAUGGCGGUCUGAUGGGAAUCAUCCAGAGGGCCAUGGUAAAGGCCUGUCCACACGUCUGGUUCGAGCGCUCAGAAGUCAAAGAUAGACAUCUUGUUGCUAAAAGGCUAUCGGAGCAUGCGAAAGAUCAGAGUAAACUGCCAAUCCUUAUAUUCCCUGAAGGCACCUGUAUCAAUAACACAUCUGUCAUGAUGUUCAAGAAGGGAAGCUUUGAAAUAGGAGCCACAGUAUACCCAGUGGCCAUCAAGUAUGACCCACGCUUUGGUGAUGCCUUCUUUAACAGCAGUAAAUAUGGAAUGAUCACCUACCUCCUGCGAAUGAUGACCAGCUGGGCCAUAGUGUGCAGUGUCUGGUACCUACCACCUAUGAUGCGACAGGAGGAUGAAGACGCAGUGCAGUUUGCGAACCGCGUGAAGUCAGCCAUUGCUCGGCAAGGGGGACUCGUCGAUCUGCUUUGGGAUGGGGGACUAAAACGGGAUAAGGUCAAAGACGCGUUCAAAGAGGAGCAACAGAAACUGUACAGCCGCAUCAUCUCUGGAAACCAGGAGAACCGGAGUCGCUCCUGAACCCCAGAACGGGGAAGCGAGCUCUGCCCCGAGCCAAGCCGCUGCUCCAAAACCCACAGGAAGAAGACUCUGAGCCGCAGGAAUAUAAGCCAUGGAGCGGGAGAUGAGGGAACACCAGAACACGGAGCCACUCUGGAUUACUUUAUAAUUGAGGAACUGAUACUGCCAGAGCAAUGGCGUGCAGCGGGUCCUUU